This is a messenger RNA of Microstroma glucosiphilum, 519 nucleotides long. Its product is annotated as cytoplasmic dynein light chain. Gene Ontology annotation, biological process: microtubule-based process; cilium assembly. Gene Ontology annotation, cellular component: cytoplasmic dynein complex. NCBI's taxonomy places the organism in Eukaryota, Fungi, Basidiomycota, Exobasidiomycetes, Microstromatales, Microstromataceae. Gene Ontology annotation, molecular function: dynein light intermediate chain binding; dynein intermediate chain binding. Bases 42 to 386 code for a protein of 114 amino acids. The record is from RefSeq and is a predicted model, not a curated record. The transcript is spliced from 4 exons.
ACACCCAACACCAUCACCUAUUCGUACCUCACAUAGCCAUCAUGGUACCCAACGGUGUACACCAUGCAGACCUCUCUUCCAGCUCUGGCGCUACAGCUCCUCCCGCUCAGCAGCAACAGCAGCAAGCAGCCAGGGCCGUCAUCAAGAAUGUAGACAUGUCUGACGAAAUGCAACAGCUUGCAGUCGAUACUGCUCAAGAUGCACUGAACAAGUUCACAGUCGAGAAGGAUAUUGCGGCUCAUAUCAAGAGGGAGAUGGACAGACAGUGUGGACCUACUUGGCAUACCGUAGUGGGAGCAAAUUUCGGAUCGUAUGUCACACAUGAAACAAACCACUUCAUUUACUUUUACCUUGGCAAGAUUGCAUUCCUCAUCUGGAGGGCUUGAGAGGGCGGGAGAUUGCCGUCACUGCUACAAGGAGCAAGCGACCUUGAGUCUCAGUCUCAAGAAGGAAGGGAGGGAGGGCAGCAGGAAGGGGGAGAAGGAAGGAGGAGGGAGCCGCGGGUGUGGUCAAAGGAGG